UUUCGUCCCUUUUAUUAUUGAGAUGCCUUGGAGUAGUUGGUGUUGUUUUAUUAACAGCUACAAGGAAAGGUAAGAAAGAGUCAAUGCACAGAGUGGAAAAAAUAAUUAGCCAUGCUGAAUUUGAUACAGAAACUCGCAGCAGCAGAAGCAGCACAGUCUUUCUCAAACUGGAGAAACCUAUCACAUUUUCUGAGGUUGUUGUCUCAGCAUGCCUUCCAGAAGAUUUUGCUACAUACAUUCUGAUGAUAAUUGGAAUUGUCAGUGGCUUUGAGACCAUGUUUGAAUGUGCAUGGCCAGUCAAAAGAGUGAAAGCACUUCAAAUCCUUUAUGUGGACAGGGACAUUUGUAAACUCACCCUUCAUAGCCUGGUCACAGAAAACAUGUUUUUUACUGGUAGGACAGAUGGAAAUCAUGUCUUCCAAGAAGAUGGAGGAGACCCCCAUGGAACCCAAAAAAACUGUGUUUGCUUUGUUACUGGUAUCAUCAGCUGGGGAGAAGGCUGUGGGAGUGAAAAAUAUGGGAUAUACACCAACUUGUUAAAUUUCCUACCCUGGGUAAGAAGUGUUUUGACAAAAAAUGUAAUGGCUUUGACAUUUGAUAAACCAAGUUGCCUUAGUGAUCAGACAUAAUUCAUAAGUAAUAUUUUCUUCUUUUUUAACAUAGUUGCUAAAAUUUUGACAGUUUGUUCUACCUUUAAGAGAUGCUAUAUAUUUAUUCAUGGGCUAAUAUCUGGUUCUCGGAAGGUGGGCUUGGACAAUCUGAAGAGCUUGCUGGUUCCAGACAAUAAUGAAAUUUCUUUAAAUGGUUUAGGAAGGUCUUCUGCUCUUGCUGUUAUGACCUGGAUUUGUUUAUUGGAGGCUUUGCUUUUGUGGAUAAGCCCCCCACCCCUCACAAUGAAAGUUGGAACUACCUCAAUGUUUUUGUGUCAGUACAUGCUUUAUAGAAACAAGCUGCACCAGGAUAACAGCAAAGCAAGACAGUAUCCAAGUUGGACAGCAUUUUAAAAGCCUCUGAAAAAUCUACCUGAUUUCCUAGAUAUAUAAACAUGUAUACAGAAAAAAGCCCUAGAAAAUGCAAAAAACACUCCAGAAAAGUCUAAUCAACUGUGCAUGUCACUGAGUGAAAUGAGUUGCUAGAUGAAGUUCCUUGAAUUGGAAAGGCUUUCUUGCUGUCACCAAAAUCACUGCUGUUCUGAUAGCUUCUUGCUUUCUUUCUGAGAUACUUUCUUCACCAACAUUAUUGAUAUAAUGAUUUUGGCUAUCAUAAUGUAAAUGCAUUGCAUACCCUACAAAUUAUAAUAUUUCUAUAUGUUAUUUAUAUAAAGUAUUAUUUAAAUCAUUCAUAACUGAAAAAAAUUUAAAUCUGCAAGGGUAGCUAAUAUUUCAAGACUAAUAAAAGCCUAAC
Molecule: messenger RNA, 1404 nt
Organism: Poecile atricapillus (Black-capped chickadee)
Lineage: Eukaryota; Metazoa; Chordata; Aves; Passeriformes; Paridae
Product: coagulation factor X-like
Biological process (GO): proteolysis
Molecular function (GO): serine-type endopeptidase activity
Source: RefSeq, a predicted model, not a curated record